Molecule: messenger RNA, 792 nt
Organism: Drosophila navojoa
Lineage: Eukaryota; Metazoa; Arthropoda; Insecta; Diptera; Drosophilidae
Source: RefSeq, a predicted model, not a curated record
ACUCCAGCAACUAAACACAAUUCACUUGAAUGCAUACAAUGAGAGUUUAUAACAUGAAAUUGUUCACGGUUGUGAUUGCAUUGUUUGCACUGGCUGGUUCCAGUGAGGAGCAAGCACCGCCGUGCGAUGGGUUGCAGACAACAACGCCAUCCUGUACGACAACAGAGCCACCCUGUACGACAACUACGUCUCCAUGUACGACUACAGAGCCACCCUGUACUACGACAACAGAGCCACCUUGCACGACAACAGAGCCACCCUGUACUACAACGACACCCUGUACGACUACAGAGCCACCCUGUACGAUAACUACGUCUCCAUGUACGACAACAGAGCCACCCUGUACUACAACACCACCCUGUACGACUACAGAGCCACCCUGUAUGACAACUACGUCUCCAUGUACGACAACAACGCCACCCUGUACGACUACAGAGCCACCCUGCACUACAACGCCACCCUGUAUAACAACACCACCUUGUACUACAACACCACCUUGUACAACAACACCACCCUGUACGACAACAGAGCCGCCCUGUACAACAACGCCUCUUUGUACAACAACGCCACCCUGUACUACAACACCACCUUGUACUACAACGCCACCCUGCACUACAACGCCACCCUGUACAACAACACCACCCUGUACAACAACAACACCCUGUACUACAACCGAACGCACAGAUGCAAUAGUAACAAUUAGUCAUGCCGAGCCCCGGUGUAAAUGCCCCUCUGGCCUAGGCGAUUGCGACUGCACCGCCUUAGAGGACGCCGCAACUCUGGUCUCGGCAC